Messenger RNA from Pecten maximus, 503 nucleotides. RefSeq lists its product as uncharacterized. Lineage: Eukaryota; Metazoa; Mollusca; Bivalvia; Pectinida; Pectinidae. The annotation marks the transcript as partial. The record is from RefSeq and is a predicted model, not a curated record. The transcript is spliced from 3 exons.
ACACCGGCCGUUCUUCCUAUAUACCGAACUACUGCUCUCCAACGCUCAGGCUAUCAACAACAAAGGCGACAAAAGAAGAGAGAAACAGCUGAUCAACAGCAGCAUGGGUGAGACAGACAGUCGAUGUAGCCACAUGUACAGGAGAAUAAUGCAGGAUCAAUGGUACCGGCAAAAUGUCCUCAAAUCAAUGGCUGUCUACGGUAUUUUUGCUGUGAUUGGAGGUAUCAAAGGUCAGAUAGGCCCAGCAUUCCUCGAUCUUCAGAGUAUAUCAGGAGUCGGUUUGGACGAAGGGUCAUGGAUUGUUACAAGUCUAUACAUAGGCUACACACUUGGAGCACUGGCCAACGGCUUUCUUUAUCAUCGAUGUAAUAGUGACCUCCUGUUCGCGGUCAGUGCACUGUGUUUGGCGGCCAUUGUAGUCGCUAUCCCAUGGUGUACUGUGUACAGCCUUAUGGUCGCCUGCCAUGCCAGUAUGGGCCUAGUUGUUGGACUCAUAGAUGCAG